UUGACAAGCGAGACCCAUUGUCAAAAAACUCUAGAGCUGAAACUAGGACUGGGUGUGAGGCUCGACUUUAUAUUAAAUUACAUGAGGGUACUGGAAAAUAUGUUGUGACUGAUUUCAAAGAAAAACACAACCACGAUCUUGUAUCACCUGAGUGUGCCCACAUGUUGCCAUCACAAAGAAAGAUCUCCACUACCCAAGCAAUUCAAUUAGAUUUAGCGGCACAAUCUGGUCUUCGUUUAGGCCAGUCUUUUGAACUCAUGGGUAGGGAAGCUGGUGGAAGGCAAUGUCUUGGUUUUACGAAGUUAGAUUCUAAAAAUUAUUUGAGAACCAAAAGACAACAAAGUUUAGCAUAUGGGGAAGUAGGCAAUGUCUUGCAAUACUUUAAAGAAAAAUCUUUGCAGAAUCCUUCAUUCUUCUAUGCUGUUCAAUUAGAUAAUGAGGAGCAAAUAACCAAUAUGUUUUGGGCCGAUGCACAAAUGAUCAUGGAUUAUGCCCAAUUUGGUGAUGUUGUCACAUUUGAUGCGACUUACAAGUUAAACAAAGAACAUAGACCCUUCGCAUCUUUUGUGGGAUUCAACCAUCACAGGGAAACAGUUAUAUUUGGUGCAGCAUUGUUGUAUGAUGAGACCGCCGAAUCGUUUGUAUGGUUGUUUGAAAACUUUCUAUAGGCUAUGUCAAGGAAGGCACCGAAAACUUUGUUCACCGAUCAAGAUGCUGCAAUGGCUAAAGCCAUACCCAUCGUUAUGCCUGACACAAGUCACCGAUUGUGUACUUGGCAUUUGAUGCAAAAUGCAUUAAAACAUGUUAACUGUUUGUUCCAAGAUAAGGGGGUCAAGGGUGUACUAAAUAAAUUCUUCUUUCACAUUGAAGAUGCAAAUCAAUGGAAAUUAGAGUGGGCGGAAAUGCUUGAUAAAUAUGAUGCGCAUGAAAACCAUUGGUUGAAAUUGACUUUUGCGGUGAAAGAAAAAUGGGGAUGGCCUUAUGUUAGAUCAACAUGGGCUGCGGGAAUGAGUACCACACAACUUAGUGAAUCUUUUAAUGCUUUUUUGAAAGAUUACAUUCGUUCGGAUUUCAACUUAAAUGAAUUCUUCAUGCAUUUCGAAAGGGUACUUUAUGAGAAGCGAUACAAGGAGUUAGAAGCGGGAUAUGCUUUGUGCCAAAGGUUACCAAAGGUGAAAGCAACAAUAAAAAUGUUAAUUCAAAUGGGUAACAUCUACACAAAAAAGAUCUUUGAGGAAUUUCAAAAUGAGUACUUUCAAUCCAUUGAAUCAGACAUAGAAGCAAUUGAAUAUGGCGAAGCUAGUACCAUUUACACAGUUGUUGAUGUUGGUAACAAACAUGCAAGGAAAGUGAAGUUGGAGAGGGAUGGCUCUUUGGGUUGUAAUUGUACAAAGUUUGAAAGGGAAGGAAUCUUGUGUUCUCACUCAUUGAAGGUCAUUAGAGACAUAUUGAAGAUGAAAGAGGUUCCUCCACAAUACAUUCUGAAGAGGUGGACCAAACAAGCAAGAGCCGAAACUGUGCAGCAUAUUAACGAAAAUGACAUUCAAGUAGAUAUGAAAUUCCAACAAGCUUCGCGGUAUAAGACAUUGAUGACUGCAUUUAGAGCAGUAGCAAGUAGAGCUGCUGAAACUGAAGAAACAUAUGCUUUUUGUAUUGCACAGCUUGCUACAUUAGGUGCAGAUGUUGAAGGCAAGUUAAGUGCUCAUUUUGGUGUUGGAAAUGAAGCACGUAAUGAUGAUGAUACCCAAAGCUUUGAAGUGGAAUGCGAAGAUGUGAAUCAUGUUGUGCAACCAAAAGGAUUGAAGAAAAAGGUGGCAACUAGUAAGGGCAAAAGGAGGGUCAAAGGUGGAUUCGAAGCGGCGUUGGUAGCGAACUCCAAAAAAAAAUCCCGUGCUAAUAGCUUCGCUUCGUCACAAUCUAUUGCUAGUUCAACGGUUGCACCUUCUCCAUUAUCUAUUGGAGGAGAUAUAUAUGUUCGUGAACAUGUUCCUCCGCUUCAACCUCUUCCUCCCCUUCAUCCUCUUCCUCGAUCUUUGCCCAUGGGUAGUAAUUACAUUCCUCCGCCAUUGAUGUAUCCCACAUAUCAUGCGAACAAUUUGCGGGAGAUGUAUGUCGUGCCAAAUUAUUUGCCAACUCAACCAACAUUCCAGUCACUACUACAAGGUUCAUGUGGAUAUGACAUUGGGUUUCGAUAUUCUCAAGAAUCAACUACUCCAAUGUGUAGUCAGGCUAUGGACAACCAUGAACAGAACCAAACUGAUGCUGAAAUUGGGCUGCAACGUGAAGUCAUGGCCUCUGAAACUGUCAAGCAAACUGUUGCUGGAAAGUGAUGUUAAAGUACUAAUGUGUCAAUUUUUAAGGACCAAUGAAUUAAUUUAGAUGUUAAAGUUGUACUGGUUGAUGUUCAUUUACAGUUGAUUUUAAUUUAUAUGUUAAACCCAAGUGAAAUGGUUAUUGUUAAUGUUCAUUUACCUUGGUUG
Molecule: messenger RNA, 2480 nt
Organism: Camellia sinensis
Lineage: Eukaryota; Viridiplantae; Streptophyta; Magnoliopsida; Ericales; Theaceae
Product: protein FAR1-RELATED SEQUENCE 5-like
Biological process (GO): regulation of DNA-templated transcription
Molecular function (GO): DNA-binding transcription factor activity; sequence-specific DNA binding; zinc ion binding
Source: RefSeq, a predicted model, not a curated record